CCCUGACGGCCAUGCAUUCCAACGCUUUCUCGACCAGGUGCAUCCAGACGACUCCAACGUUUUACAUGUACCCGGUCCAUAUAUGUAAUGUUCCAAUUCCAACAACAAAUGCAUGCAUGUAGCGGCCCAGGCCUGUAGCCGUACACAGGGUUGUACCGAGCUCAUGAGCUACAGCUCGAACCCCUCUGGAGUCAAUCAAGGUCCGUCUGUUCUCGAGGGGAUUCUGGAGAUACAGACGGAUGCUGGCAGUCGCCAUGUCGCACUUGUCCUUCCUCGUGCGACAUCACCGAGCGACUGUCUGUCCGUCGCACGUGCCACCAUGGACAGAGUAGCGAAGGCCAGACCUGUAGCCGUGCAUAUGUGCGGCCUCCUCAGAAUGGGCACUGCGCGACGACGACAGCACUCCUUUUCGUUUUCUCUUGCUGGUGUUGUUCUUGUUCAGCGACUGCAGGAAAGCGUCAUGACCAACAGGUCGGAGUUCUUAACUGGGUCCGAAGCGUGGCAGUGCUGCGGUUUCUGUUUCCUCUCCCUUUGUGGAGGCGGAGGCACAGGUGGUCUCCUCAAGCCAGAUUAUCUUGAUUCGUUGCCUCUGUGGACGUGUUCCUCCUUGGUAUGCCAUAGCCAGAGCUUCUUCCUCAGUAUGGAGGCAUCUCCUUCAGCUAUAGCUUCGUCUUCUUCUCCCUCCCCACCCAGAUUGCCCCUACUGGGCAGCAGCUUGUCUACAGCCAUGGAGUCUUUCUUGUUCACCUCCGAGUCCGUCAAUGAAGGACAUCCUGACAAGCUUUGCGACCAGGUUUCCGACGCUGUGCUGGAUGCGUGUCUUGAGCAAGAUCCCGACAGCAAGGUCGCAUGCGAGACAUGCACGAAGACCGGAAUGGUGAUGGUGUUCGGAGAGAUCACCACAAAGGCGAAGGUUGACUACGAGAAGAUUGUGAGGGACACGUGUCGAGGGAUCGGUUUCACGUCUGAGGAGGUUGGUCUUGACUGUGACAAGUGUAAGGUGCUGGUUAAUAUCGAGGAACAGAGUCCAGAUAUCGGCCAAGGGGUGCACGGAAUGGGGACAAAGAGGCCGGAGGAUAUUGGAGCAGGCGAUCAGGGAAUCAUGUUUGGAUAUUCGACGGACGAGACGCCGGAGCUGAUGCCUCUCACUCACGUGCUUGCCACACAAAUUGGCGCCAAGCUGACUGAAGUUCGCAAGAAUGGUACGGUCCAAUGGUUGCGACCGGACGGGAAGACGCAAGUGACUGUGGAGUACAGGAAACAGGGCGGCGCCCUCGAACCCAUUCGCGUUCACACUGUCUUGAUCUCGACGCAGCACGACGAGACAGUGUCCAACGAUCAGAUCGCCGCCGAUUUGCGCGAGUAUGUGAUCAAGCCUGUUGUCCCGGAGAAGUAUCUUGAUGAGAACACCAUCUUCCAUCUCAAUCCCUCUGGCAGGUUUGUGAUUGGUGGGCCGCACGGCGACGCAGGGCUGACUGGGAGGAAAAUCAUUGUCGACACAUAUGGGGGGUGGGGUGCACAUGGAGGCGGGGCUUUCAGCGGAAAAGACCCCACGAAGGUGGACCGCAGCGGAGCAUACAUUGUCCGCCAAGCGGCGAAGAGUGUAGUGGCAGCAGGGCUUGCACGGCGCUGCAUAGUUCAAGUCUCGUAUGCUAUCGGAGUGGCGGAGCCCCUGUCAGUCUUUGUCGACACGUAUGGAACGGGGAAGAUUCGCGAUUCUGAAAUCUUGGAGAUCAUAAAGGAGAACUUCGAUUUCCGGCCGGGCAUGAUUAUCCUGGCAUUGGACCUGAAGCGAGGCGGGAACAGGAGGUAUCAGAAGACAGCGGCUUAUGGUCACUUUGGUAGGAAUGAUCCAGACUUCACCUGGGAGCACCCUAAGCCCCUGGCGUGGAAAGGGAAACCAAUCAAGCUCGCUGAUUAAGGAUAUUCACGUAAGAAGUGGGUGAUUGAUGACGUUGUGAAGUGUCUGUAUUACUUAAUUUCAUUGGGGUAAGUUUGUUUCAGAUCCUCGAAGACUGAAUGGGCUCCUAGUGGUUGCGCAGGAGGGAGAGAGCAGAGAUGCAGUGGGUGGUUUGCUCAAAACAGUGGAGGAUGGCUUGUGCACGAAAGAGCUAACACCGUACACACGGUCUCAUACACACAUAGUCUGGCACAGUCAUGCUUUUUUUGUGCAGUUGUGUACAACGAACACGACAAUGCACACACAUGCACACAAACACACACAUAAUCAGUUCUAUGUCUGUCUGUCUUUCUCUUGUUGUUUGUCCUUUCUCCAAUUUUUUUCCAUGUACUUUCUGUGUGUCUAAGUGAGCAUUUUUAAGAAGUGCUAAAUAAAUAGUCAGUUGUCGG
This is a messenger RNA of Chara braunii, 2349 nucleotides long. Lineage: Eukaryota; Viridiplantae; Streptophyta; Charophyceae; Charales; Characeae. The record is from the annotation of a GenBank genome assembly.